AUGCUCAUGUUGCCACGUCACCGGGGCUCGAGUCGGCGGUUCAGUUUCCAGCAGAUGCUGACGUUGCAGCUGCUGAAGCUGGACGAGGCACAUCUUCGCAUGCUGAUGUCAGCAGUCAACAGCAACCCAGGAGACGAGCUGUGUGCCCCGUUUGCAAGGCCGCGCCGCUCUCCAUCAUCCAUCACGUCAACCUCGCCGCUGCUGACUUCGACCAGCUACCCAUCCUGCCCUUUGAUUCUGCACAACAAGGGGCCUUCGAACCUGCGGCUGAGGCAGCUGCGGGGAGCCAUGCUGAGGGCAGGCAUGGAAGCAGCGGGGGUAGGAUCAUCAGUUUGCUCCUACUUAUCUUCCAUCACUCCCUACCCCUCCCCCCUUUUUCUAUCACUCCUCCAGCGCGUUUGUGCCCUCUGGGGAGCAUUGCAAGCGGAGGCGCCUUUACACCAGCUCGCCUAUGGCAGUGGCACCAGCGCUGCCAUCGCCUGCACCAUCUCCGUCACCCCUGUGUGCAGCUCAGGGUGCAGAGAGCACGAGAGGGAGGGCAGGCGGAGCGGGCAAGGGCGGGUGGCAGCAGCGGGGGCGGGCCGAGUGGCGGAGAGUGCGCCGACGGAGAGUGUGGUGCACGCGUGGAUGACUGUGGAGCUGCAGGCGCUCAUGAAGCCACUUGUCACUGCCCGCCCACCCCUCAUUGCUCGCCCCCCACUCACUGGCACUCCCCGUCCCCCUGUGGUGGCCCGCCUGUCUGCGCUAGCAGAGGCUGCUCGCCCCUUCCUGUUCGACCGUGCCUUUGCCUUCGCUGUCCGCCUCUUCUCCUUCGCGCACCCGCAACCUGCUGCUGGUGCUGCUGCUGCUGGGGCAGGAAAGCAACAGGCGGUAGGGCGAGAGGAGCAAUCAAAAGGGCCAGGAAGUGCAAUUGGGAGGGAGUCUGGGAAAGAAGGUGCAGGCGAUGGAGGAGGAGCAUCGGAAAACUCACAAGGGCAGAUGGGCGUAGUGGGGAGCAGAGAGGCAGCAGAAGGCGGUGCAUGUGGGGUGGAACAAGCAGGUGGAGAGCAACCCUGGCAAGCAGUGGCUCACGGUGGAAGAGGCAGUGGAGAGCAUGAUGGGGAAGGGCGGCAGGGAGCAGGUGGUGUGAGAAGGGGGGGGAAGGAGCAGCUGGCAGUGGGAGAAGGGAGGUGGCGGAGGGUGGUGGUGGAAGAGAGGGCAUCGGAGGAUGUGUUUGGGGAGCUUGAGGGCGCUGAGGAUGGCGGUGAUGAUGGGGGCGAUGAUUUCAACGGUGACUGGGAUGAGUAG
This is a messenger RNA of Closterium sp. Naga37s-1, 1287 nucleotides long. NCBI's taxonomy places the organism in Eukaryota, Viridiplantae, Streptophyta, Zygnematophyceae, Desmidiales, Closteriaceae. The record is from the annotation of a GenBank genome assembly.